Molecule: messenger RNA, 6447 nt
Organism: Dromiciops gliroides (monito del monte)
Lineage: Eukaryota; Metazoa; Chordata; Mammalia; Microbiotheria; Microbiotheriidae
Gene: C4H2orf72
Product: chromosome 4 C2orf72 homolog
Exons: 3
Coding region: 19-1071 (350 amino acids)
Source: RefSeq, a predicted model, not a curated record
CGCGGGCCGAGCGGGGCCAUGGAGCCGGGGGCGGCGGCGGCGGCGGCGGCUGGGCCCGGGGACCUGCUGCAGGCCCUGCUGGAGGGCGCCGGGGGCCGGGGCCGGGUACUGCUGGUCGCCGAGCUCUGGGAGCGGGAGCAGAGCCGCAGUCUGAUGAGGGACUUCGCCCGCCACGUCUUCCCCGAGCCGCGGGGGGAGGAGGAGGAAGAAGAGGAGGAGGAGGAGGAGGAAGCAGAAGAGGAGGAAAAGGAGGAGAAGAAGGAGAAGGAGGAGGAAAGGGGGGAGGAGGAGAAGGAGAAGGAGGAGGCGCAAGCAGCUGGCAGCAAGCCCGGAGGCCCGCAGGAGGCGGAGAAGGCUGGGGAGUCCGGCGGCAAGCCCGGAGGACCGCAGGAGGUGGCGGCGGCGCGGGCUCCUGGCCGCGGGCCCCCGGAACGGGCCAUCCGCUCCCCACUCGUGUUCGUGCUGUGCCGAGAAGCUUCCCUGAGGGCCCCUGAGCCGCGACUGCGCCUGCGGGAGAUCCUGCGGGACGUGCGCUCCCGGCGGCGGCAGCGGCCUCGGUGGCGGCCUCCGUGGCGGUCCCCGCCGUGGGGACACACGGGGGACUGCGGCGGAGGCGGCGGCGCAGCGCUAGUCGGGGUGCUGGUAGAGGAGCCUGGCGGCGGCCGCGGCGAAAGCCAAGGCGCGGAGGAGGGAAGCGAGGCCGAGGCUAUGCACCUGCUGGAGGCGCUGCUGCGUUCCGUGUUCGGCCGUGACGCUGGCGGCCCAGUGCAGGCGACCUCCUACUGCCCCGCGCGUCCGGGCAGUGCCGCAGACGUGCAGAGAGCAGCCUGCAGGGCCCUGCGAGCAGCCGCGGGCCAGCGGCCGCCAGAGAGGAUGAGAGAGAGGCUGGGAUUCCAAAGGCUGCUAAGAUGCUUUCCUUGGUCAUCAUGGAGCAGGAGAAAGGGCCGGGCCGACGGCACCAUCAGCAGCCCAGCCAUGGAUGCUUUCCAGGACCCCUCAGAGGAGCUGGCACUGACAGUUCUGUCUCCCAAUGGACACUGUGAGGACAUCGAGGGAAGGACAGGGGCCUAGACACCCCGGGCCACCACACAGAUCCUGAAGUGACAGGCUGGGAGCACCAAUGGGACUUAGGACCUUUGGGUUCUGUUCCUGCCCCUGCCUCAUCAUGAAGACUGGAGCUGGGCCCUUCCCUGUUCUAUGCUCCAGUCUGUGCCCGUCCCAAAUGGAAGGUGAUGGUUCCUCUGUACAUUCCACUGGUAUGGUGAGACUGGCUUGAUGAUCAGAGAGGAAGUGUAUCUCACUGACCUGAGCAGCAGAUGAUACAAUUGGGCUCUCUGGGAUCUGCUCCUAGCCCAGAGCUAUCUUACUCUGUGAUCAAGGCUAUUAUUUCAUUUCUCUAUGCCUCAGUUUACCCAUAUGUAAAUUGAGGAAAAGAUACACCCACCUUGUAGCAGUGUCAUGUGAAAUCCCUGCCUUGGGAAGGGUGACAUAGGACUUUGUAGAUCUACAGUGUCAUAGCAAUCGUCUAUGUUGGUUAAUGUGCAUGAAGGCCUUUGUGUGUGUGCACAGUCAUACACAUCCUUUAUUUCCACUCUCAUGUAGUGGAAAGAACAUUAGCCUAGAAUUUAGGUUAACGAGGCUCUGAUACUAACUCACUAAUGGGAAAACUAUGGGCCUCGGUUGCCUGACCUGUAGAAUGAUGACUUUUAAGGUGUUUUCCAGCUCUGACAUUCCUAGAUUCAUCCUUGAGGAUAAAUAAAUACAGCAUAAAUAAAUACACUGUAAAAAAAAAAAGUUCCUUAAAAGCGCUGGAAGUUCAAGCCAACUCUCUAUAUAAUUUUGUUUUUAAUGUUUCAUUGAUGCCCUCUGCUUUCAUACCACACUCAUUUUUUUUAGCCACCUAGCUCACUCAUAACCAAGAAAAAAUACUGAAGUAGAAUUGAUCAGCACCAGGAGCUGUCCUGGUGAAGUGAGAUAGUCACUUCCACCUCUCUACUGAGAGGAGGGAGGCGCAUUUUAUUGUCUUGGCCUGGGACUAAGAUGUCUUAUUUGAAUUCUUCAGGCUCUGAUGGCCUUUUAAGGUCAACAAGCAUUUACAUUAUUGCGCUUACUAUAAUACUAUUCAUUUUUUACUGGAUAGAUUCCUAAAAGACUACAGCACACAUUUCUUGUUUUGUUUUUGUUUUUGUUUUUGUUUUAGUGAGGCAAUGGGGGUUAAGUGAUUUGCCCAGGGUCACACAGCUAGUUAGUGUGAAGUGUCUGAGGCCGGAUUUGAACUCAGGUACUCCUGACUCCAGGGCCGGUGCUCCAUCCACUGCGCCACCUAGCUGACCCACAGCACACAUUUCUUAAAGUGUUCUUUAGAGAAUCGUGGUAAGAAUCCUGCACUGUGGGGCAGCUAGAUGGCGCAGUGGUUAAAGCACCAGCCCUGGAUUCAGGAGUACCUGAGUUCAAAUCCGGUUUCAGACACUUGACACUUACUAGUUGUGUGACCCUGGGCAAGUCACUUAACCCCCACUGCCUGCAAAAAAAAAAAAAAGAAUCCUGCACUGCACAUCAUAGCUGAGUUCUAGGCUCUCCUUUGCCACAAGUAUUUGUCACCUCAUUUUUCUGAACUUCAGCUUCUUUCUUGUAAAAUGAGAGUUUGGAGUUGAUCUCUGAGGCCCUAGCCAGCUCUAAAAUCCAGUGGGAUUUGUUGGGUUUUUUUUUUCAUCCCAUUCAUUCCAUAUUCUGUCCCACCUCCGUCCCUUACCCAGAAGCUCUGGCUCUCUUCCCAUAGCCAGGCAGGUGACCUCUCCCCCUCAGAGUUCCAGAGUUCCUGAGAGAUUGGGUUAUUUCUUUUCCACCUCCAUGGCUCAAGCCUCCACUAGCUGUGUUUCCCUCUAUUGUUAGGGACCUAAAACUAGUGCCCUAGUUCCAUUACACCACUUAAAAUCUCUUGGCUUUUUCAAAGGGCUAUUUACUUCAAACACAGGGCAAGAACAAAUGUAUAAACUUUCCCCUAAAAGCCCUGGAGCAUCCUCUCCUUUAUUAGCUCAGUUUCUAUGUAACACUGAUCCCAUCAAGUUACAUCCAAUGGCAUCUUCUCUGCUGACUGAUCCUCAGUCUGGCUGCUGCUGGGCUCAGAGCCCCAAAGUCAUUUCAGAAAAGGACCAAUUCCUCUGCAUUCCUCAAGCAUCAAUACUAUAUUGGCUGUAAAAUUCAACCCGGAUUCCAGCUCCCAGAUUGCUGUGACUCACUCUUUCAACCUUCUGAAACUCCCAUGAUUGAAGUCUACAUCCAGAUUUGAAAAAUGCACAUGAGGGGCAGCUAGGUGACCCAGUGGAUAGAGCACCGGCCCUGGAGUCAGGAGGUCCUGGGUUCAAAUUCAGCCUCAGACACUUAACACUUGCUAGCUGUGUGACCCUGGACAAGUCACUUAACCCCAAUUGCCUCACUAAAAAAAAAAAAAAGAAAGAAAGAAAAGAAAGAAAAAUGCACAUGAAAAGGCCAAGGAUAGAGGUUUGGUUUUGGAGAGGCUCCAAAGUCUUUCUUUUUAUGGUGUGGUCUCUGCGAGCAAAGGAGCCUGUGAAUAAAGCAAAGACUGAUGAAGGCGAGGUGACUGAUGGUGACAGGUUGAGAACCUCCCUCUCAGAAUCUGUUUCAUCACAGAACCAGUUGCAAAAUGUCUGUACAUUCCAAGAAACUUCCCAUUCGUAUCAUGACAGUUCUUCAGGAAGCAAGUUCCUUGAUGCCCUUCCAUGUGGAGAGGUUAUACCAGCCAAAAAAGCUGAUGGGGUCUGUACAUAUGCCAGACCCCCAUUACAACAGAACAGAAAAGAGAGAUAAAAAGUAGGUUCCUCAAAACUUGCCCAUCAAAUCAAGUCUGACAACGUAUGCAAUGUUUUGCACCCAUAGUCCCCCACCUUGCAAAGAAGGGAGGGAGGUACAUUUUCUCAUCUCUUCUCCUUAGCCAAUCUUGGUCAUGAUAAUGACUAUGCUGACUUCUUAAGAGAUCAGUUAUACCUAGAAUGCUUCAUAGAAAUAAGCUAAAAAGAAAAGAAAAGAAGCUGAAGGCUAGACUUCUCAGUGCCCCAGCUCCUAGAUUCUUUUCUUGGAGCAGUUCUGAAUGAAGAAAGGAAGUCAGCUGGGAGCAGCCUGGGAUUGGGAAUCAAGAUGGGGCUUGUGCUGAGAUCCCAGGAAGGGAUUAACUCUGCAGCCUUGUGAGAAGGGAGCAUUCCUUCCUGUGCCCCAUCAUCUGGAAAUGGGGAGCCAAACUCCACAUCAAGCAGGAUGAAUGAAGAGAUCAGUAGCUGGGGAUAAGUGGGAAUAGGAACCAUUCCAGAUCUUAGCUUCCAGGGGGAGGUCACAGCUACCACUUGGGGCCAUUCAGUCACCAUUCUGAGUAACAAAAUCCUCCCCCUAGUGGCCAGGAAUCCGAGUUAAAUGAGCCAUUUAUUCAUUUCUCCAGGAAAAUCGGGAGCUUCUCUCUACUCCCCCCCCCCCCGCAGGCUAUAGGGAAGGGAGAUGGGCUGGAAUCCAAAUUCAGCUCUUGAGUCCUUCAGUGUGAUGGAAGGACGAGCAGCUUCUGCCAAGACAUCUCAAUACUCUGUUUUCCAUUCAGCAAAUGAAAUGGUGCCAACCUCCACCUCUUAAAGCUGUCUCAAAGGGAAGAGUGUGUGCCAGGACUGGCUUAGAGACCAGGCUAUUUCUCUAUAAACAAAAAUGGCUUGAGCGAAACUAACCCUGGCUUUUUUUGUUGUUGUUUGUGUUAAAUUUCUGUAGCUGAUAUCCUGUUUUUACAUUACCUUCAUCUCCCAUGAGAAGCAAGGUACCCUAGUGGAUGGAGAGCUGGCUUCAGAAGCAGGGAGACCUGGGUUCAAGAUCUGCCUUUGAUAGGCUCUGGGACCUGGGGCAAGUCACUUGAUGCCUCAGGGAACAUUUUAAUAUUAGAUGUUGAGUGGGAGCUGAUCUUCCCACCUACCAAGUUGAAUGGGGGCAGUUUCCUAACCUGAGACUUCUCAAUACCAAUGAAAUCAUGGAUCUGGACCCUAUCCUAUCAUUUCCAAAUAUAUUCUUCUUCCUUCCUAGAGAGCCAUUCUUUAUUAUAGAGAAGGAAAAAAAAAACCCAUUCAGCCAAACUCACCAAGACAUAGACCACAUUAGACAUUUCCCAAGGUAUGUAACAUGCCCAUAGUCUUCCACAUGUACAAAUAAUGGAGAGCAGGCAUCCUCAAGGAUUGUCUUUGGGGCCAAGUUUUCAGGAUGUUAUUAUUAUUUUUUUGUGUGAGGCAACUGGGGUUAAGUGACUUGCCCAAGGUCACACAGCUAGUAAUUGUUAAGUGUCUGAGGCUGGAUUUGAACUCAGGUCCUCCUGACUCCAGGGCCAGUGCUCUAUCCACUGCGCCACCUAGCUCCCCCCCCCCCCCCAGGAUCUUAUUUUUAAAUGGGAACAAUGAUGUGUCUGAGAUCACCUAGGAGGUGGCGCUGAGUAGAUGUUUCUAGGGAACGCUUUCCUUUUCUCUUGAUCUAUCACUUGAGUAGGGAGAUUUGUCUGCAAGACGGCUCCAGGGUCUCUCUCCCUCCCUCUUUCUCUCUCUCUCAUUUAAAAUAGUCUUUUUAAAAAUCAGUCUUUCUAGAGAGACUUCUCCCCUCCUCUCCCAAUGAAUCUUCCCCUUGUAACAAAGGUGGGAGGAGCAAGUUAAACAAAACCAUCAUAUUGAUCAAUAUAUACAAUAUUCCACACCCAAAGUCCCCCACUUCUCCCCCUCUCCAAUACUUUCCUACAGUAUUUUCUGUGAAAAGAAGACAUUCUUAGUUUAUGCCUUCAGUGACUGCCCAUUGGGUGCCUGCUAUGGGCAGAAAGCUGGACUGGAAUGAAGAUCUAAAUCUCCCAGACCCCUGCUGAUUCAGGCUCAGCAAGGAACAUGAGGCUGGGAUCUGGGUUCUGUCCUUCCUGAGCUUGGGCUAGUCUUUGAACUUUCUGGAGCCUCUAUUUUCUCAUCUGUCAAGUGCUGGUGGAGGGAAGUGGUAACCCUUUCAUCAACACCUACCUCCUAGGGCUAUUGGUGAUGAUGCAACUUUGGGAACUAAUUAUAACUUAAUGUCAGAGAGACAACCCCAACUCAUGAAGGCCAACAGUCUCACACCAACCUUCCUGCCCUUGAGCCUUUUCUACAAACAAUAAACUCAUCAAUGUUGGUGUGUCCAUUUUUUUUCUGAAGAGAUGGUUGUUAGACCUGGAAGGAGCUUCCUUUGUGGGACUGACCAUGUCUGAGAUCUUUAAAAAUGGGAGAAAUUCCCCAAUUCAUCCAAGUGGUCCUCAAGCUGGGAUGUGGGAGGGUCUUCUAGGAAGCCCUGGUAUCAUUAUUCUCUUGUUUAGUUCAUGUUUUUGAUAUAUCAAUGUUAAACUUUUUUCCAACAUGAAGUAACAAUCUACUUAUUUAAUAAAAACCAGAUAUGACCUUA